GCUUGAAUAGAGGCUUUCUUCAUAUCGUAGACAGACAGUAGAGAUUAUCAAAUUGGAUGCGUCUCGUGUUGUUUUCACUUUCCCCAUCAUUUCAGUGAAGAGGGGCGGUGUGUUCAACGAAACCGCAACGUUUAUCACCGUCGCCAAGAGUGAGGCCCAGGCAGGAGCCGGCUGCUGCUGAGCACGGCACCAUGAUGGAAGGGGGCAUGCAGCUGCUGAACCGUGACGGCCACAGCAUCUCGCACAACUCCAAGCGUCACUACCACGACUCGUUCGUGUCCAUGAACAGGAUGCGCCAGCGCGGCCUGCUCUGCGACAUCGUGCUGCAUGUCUCCAACAAGGAGAUCAAGGCGCACAAGGUGGUGCUGGCCUCCUGCAGUCCCUACUUCCAUGCCAUGUUUACAAAUGAGAUGUCGGAGAGUCGCCAGACCCACGUGACCCUGCAUGACAUUGACCCCCAGGCGUUGGAACAGCUGGUUCAGUAUGCCUACACGGCAGAAAUCGUGGUGGGGGAGGGCAACGUGCAGACAUUGCUCCCAGCGGCCAGCCUGCUGCAGCUCAACGGGGUGAGGGAUGCCUGCUGUAAGUUCCUCCUCAGCCAGCUGGACCCUUCCAACUGCCUGGGCAUCCGCAGCUUUGCCGACACGCACUCCUGCAGCGACCUGCUCAAGUCUGCGCACAAGUACGUCCUGCAGCACUUUGUGGAGGUGUCCAAGACUGAGGAGUUCAUGCUGCUGCCGCUAAAGCAGGUAUUGGAUCUGAUCUCCAGUGACAACCUGAACGUACCGUCAGAAGAGGAGGUAUACCGGGCCGUGCUGAGCUGGGUCAAACAUGACAUAGAUGGGCGCAGGCAGCACGUUCCCUGGCUGAUGAAGUGCGUGCGUCUGCCCCUGCUGCGGAGGGAUUUCCUUAUGAGCAAUGUGGACACGGAGCUGCUGGUGCGCCACCACUCUGAGUGCAAGGACCUGCUCAUCGAGGCCCUCAAGUACCAUCUUAUGCCCGAGCAGAGGGGUGUGCUGAGUAACAGCCGCACCCGGCCGCGCCGCUGCGAGGGCGCCAGCCCCGUGCUCUUUGCCGUCGGUGGCGGCAGUCUGUUUGCUAUCCACGGCGACUGCGAGGCCUACGACACCCGGACUGACCGCUGGCACAUGGUGGCAUCCAUGUCCACUCGGCGGGCACGGGUGGGCGUGGCGGCCAUUGGCAACAAGCUGUACGCGGUGGGAGGGUAUGACGGCACCUCUGAUUUGGCCACCGUGGAGUCCUACGACCCUGUCACCAACUCCUGGCAACCUGAGGUUUCCAUGGGGACACGGCGGAGCUGUCUGGGCGUGGCAGUGUUGCACGGCCUACUGUACGCCGCCGGUGGUUACGACGGAGCUUCCUGUCUCAACAGUGCAGAGCGGUACGACCCUCUCACCAGUACCUGGACCUCCAUCUCUGCCAUGAGCACCCGAAGGAGAUACGUCCGUGUGGCUACUCUAGAUGGCAGUCUGUAUGCAGUAGGAGGAUAUGACAGCUCCUCACACCUAGCAACAGUGGAGAAAUAUGAACCACAGAGUAAUGCGUGGACGGCCAUCGCCAACAUGCUGAGUCGGCGCAGCAGUGCCGGGGUGGCCGUGCUGGAGGGCAUGCUCUACGUCGCCGGGGGCAACGACGGCACCAGCUGCCUAAACUCGGUGGAGCGAUUCAAUCCCAAGACCAACGCCUGGGAGGGUGUGGCGCCCAUGAACAUCCGCAGGAGUACCCACGACCUGGUGACCAUGGAUGGCUGGCUGUACGCUGUGGGCGGCAAUGACGGCAGCUCCAGCCUCAACUCCAUCGAGAAGUACAACCCACGCAGCAACAAGUGGGUGGCGGCCUCCUGCAUGUUCACGCGGCGCAGCAGUGUGGGCGUGGCCGUCCUAGAGCUGCUCAACUUCCCACCGCCCUCGUCGCCCACGCUCUCUGUGUCCUCCACCAGCCUUUGACACGGGGCUAGGCACUGGCUGACCUCAGCCUCAACCCCCGCCUCGGCCUCGGUCGCUGCCGCCACCACUGCACAGCCAGGCCCCAGCAAGAGACGCAACUGCUCUGUGUGAAGAGGAGGGAGUGAGAGGAUGCAUAUACUUGAUUCAGGUAGCGAGAGGGAGAGUGGAGAGAAGGGCUUGAGAGAGAGAGUGGGAGGGUACAGUUAGAGGGAGAAGAGGUGAUGGGAAAAGCGAGAGAGAGGAAGAGUGAAAGAUGGAGAGAGAAACACACAGAGGGUGCUGCUGGAUCUUGUGCGGUCUUUCCCUGAAGUCUCACUGUAUUACCGUAAAGAUACCAGCUUCUAGUCUAUUGAAGAACACAGGAGAGUUUUCCUCAGAUAAAGAUGUUGGAAAAAAACACCAUCCUCCUUCCAUCCUUUUGCAAUUCAGCGCUUGAAACACAGUCUCUGAACCGAGACGGUCACUUUGUGUAUCAUGUGUACUGUCCUCCCCAAAAAUAUUUUUUU
Coregonus clupeaformis (lake whitefish) is the source of this 2473-nucleotide messenger RNA. Its product is annotated as kelch-like protein 17. Gene Ontology annotation, molecular function: protein binding. Lineage: Eukaryota; Metazoa; Chordata; Actinopteri; Salmoniformes; Salmonidae. The coding region runs from base 192 to 1967 and encodes 591 amino acids. The transcript has 12 exons. The record is from RefSeq and is a predicted model, not a curated record.